This is a messenger RNA of Myotis myotis, 5678 nucleotides long. It is a transcript of the gene SENP5, whose product is annotated as SUMO specific peptidase 5. The coding region runs from base 318 to 2579 and encodes 753 amino acids. The transcript is spliced from 10 exons. NCBI's taxonomy places the organism in Eukaryota, Metazoa, Chordata, Mammalia, Chiroptera, Vespertilionidae. Gene Ontology annotation, cellular component: nucleus. Gene Ontology annotation, biological process: protein desumoylation. Gene Ontology annotation, molecular function: deSUMOylase activity. The record is from RefSeq and is a predicted model, not a curated record.
GGGAGCCGGGGUGUCCAUUCGGCCGAAUGACAGCCCCCUGGCCCUUCCCGCACCCGUGCGCGCCAGCUCAGCGCCCCAGCUCAGCGCCCCGGCCUGGAGGCCUCGAGCGCUGCCCUCCUCCCACGUCCGCCACGGAGGCAGCGGAUCUCCUGGGGCCGCUGCUGUACCUUUCUCGGGGCGGGAGGGAGCUCGGCUCUAGGGACCGCUGCCCUCCUGUUUCUUUCCAGUUCGAGCUGUUCGACGCAGAAGCAGAAAAAACUAGCGCCCCCGGCAGCUCCUCAUGAAGCUACAUCCAGAUCUCAUUAUGCAUCAGAAAGAUGAAAAAACAGAGGAAAAUUCUAUGGAGAAAAGGAAUCCACUUAGCCUUUUCUGAGAAAUGGAAUACUGGGUUUGGAGGUUUUAAGAAGUUCUACUUUCACCAGCACUUGUGCAUUCUGAAAGCAAAGUUGGGAAGGCCAGUUACUUGGAGCAGGCAGUUGAGGCAUUUCCAGUGCAGAGAGAAGGCCCUUCAAAUCCAGCAAACUUGGAUCCAGGAUGAACCGCUUUUUGCUAAGACAAAGUCGAAUGUGGCUGCUGAAAAUGUUAGUACUCUGUCCUCUAAAGUGAAAAGAAACAGCACUAAACACUUAGUUUCCUCCUCAAGGACCCUCCUGAAACUCCAAGCAGAGAAUUUGCUGUCAGCAAAGAACUCUGACCAUGAGUACCACGGAGAGAAAAAUCUCUUGCAGGCAGUUGCUGACUUACCAGCAAAUAGUGUUUUAGAUCAGGCUAUUGGUCACAGACCUAGGACGGAGCUGCAAGCUUCUGACUUUCCCAUGAAGUUCAAUGGGGAGAGCCAAAGUUCAGGUGAGAGUGGCACAGUUGUGGUCACCUUGAGCAACCAUAAGAGAAAGCGCUUUUGUUAUGGCUGCUACCGAGGGCUGGAGCACCACAGGAAUAGGGGACCUCUGACUCCAAAAAAGUUCCAACUUAACCAACAUAGAAGAAUAAAAGUAUCUCCUCUUAUGAUGUAUGAGAAAUUAUCCAUGAUUAGAUUUCGGUACAGGAUUCUCAGAUCCCAGCACUUCAGAACAAAAAGCAAAGUUUGCAAGCUAAAAAAAGCCCAGCAAAGCUGGGUGCAGGUCACUGGGGACCAUCAAGAGACCCUUAGGGAGAACGGUGAGGGUGGCAGUUGUAGCCCAUUCCCUUCCCCAGAACUUAAAGACCCUUCUUGUCGGCAUCAACCACACUUCCCAGGUAUGGACAGCAGUGCUGUGAUGAAGGAAAAGAACUCUCAUGUGCCUGAUGGCUGCACUAAAGGAAGCCCUUUCUUGGGCAAGGAGCUUAGUUUAGCUGAAGCAUUCCCUGACCAACAGAAUGGCAGUGCCACAUACACCUGGGACCAGUCACCCUCUUCCCCUCCUAAGUGGGAGUUUCCAGAGCUAAUUCAUGACAUCCCCUUACCAGAGCAUCAUUCUAGUAAUGUGUUUAUCUCAGAAACCGAAAGAGAAAAUAUGACUCUUGGUCAGGAAAAUCGGACAAGUACUGUCAAUGACAACACAGUAAAAUUGUCAGUGUCUGGGGCAGAUCAAUCUGUAAGUAAUGUAGAUGGGCCUAUGUCCGAAGAGACUGUUCAGAAAGAGAGCUCAUACCAGAUGGAUGAGGAUGGAUCUCUCAAACAGAACAUUCUUAGUUCUAAGUUGCUGGACCACCCUUACUGUAAAAGUCCGCUGGAGGCUCCUCUGAUGUGCAGUGGAGUCACACUAGAAAAUCAAGUGGGAGAUGGGAAGAACAGUCAAAAAGCAUCUCCAGUGGAUGAUGAACAGCUGUCAAUCUGCCUUUCUGGAUUCCUAGAUGAGGUUAUGAAGAAGUAUGGCAGUUUGGUUCCACUCAGUGAAAAAGAUGUCCUUGGAAGAUUAAAAGAUGUCUUUAAUGAAGACUUUUCUAAUAGAAAACCAUUUAUCAAUAGGGAAAUAACAAACUAUCGGGCCAGACAUCAAAAAUGCAACUUCCGUGUCUUCUACAAUAAGCACAUGCUAGAUAUGGAUGAUCUGGCGACACUGGAUGGUCAGAAUUGGCUGAAUGACCAGGUCAUUAAUAUGUACGGUGAGCUGAUAAUGGAUGCAGUCCCAGACAAAGUUCACUUCUUCAACAGCUUUUUUCAUAGACAGCUGGUAACCAAAGGAUAUAAUGGAGUAAAAAGAUGGACUAAAAAGGUGGAUUUAUUUAAAAAGAGUCUUCUGUUGAUUCCUAUUCACCUGGAAGUUCACUGGUCUCUCAUUACUGUGACACUUUCUAACCGAAAUAUUUCAUUUUAUGAUUCGCAAGGCAUUCAUUUUAAGUUUUGUGUAGAGAAUAUAAGAAAGUAUUUGCUGACUGAAGCCAGAGAAAAAAAUAGACCUGAAUUUCUUCAGGGUUGGCAGACUGCUGUUACAAAGUGUAUUCCACAACAGAAAAAUGACAGUGACUGUGGAGUCUUUGUGCUCCAGUACUGCAAGUGCCUCGCCUUAGAUCAGCCUUUCCAGUUUUCCCAAGAAGACAUGCCCCGAGUACGGAAGAGGAUUUACAAGGAGUUGUGUGAAUGCCGGCUCAUGGACUAAAACCCAGCAAGGCUGGGAAGUCUGACCAAGUUGGAGCAGAUGGUUUGUUACUUGAAUCUCCAAACACUUAUUUGAAUUCUAACAGAUAUUUCAGAUUGGUGGUAUUGGGCCACUAUUGUUACCUCAAGUUUAUUUUUAGCCCUUAUUCAUUUCUCUAACUACAAUGUACUAUUUUUUAAUGUUCAGAUUGGUUUCAGUUUUAACUUUAUGAAUUCCACAUGUUCUCCCCACCCCAUAUUUAAUAUUUAUUAUCCAAACGCAUGCAUAUAGACAGAGCAUGCAGUGCAGAGUAUUAAAAAAACACACAAAAAAAACCUAGAUUUGGUACAGCUUUUGAAACUUAGAUAUGAACUGAAUACAGGUUUCGAAUAUAAUCCCAAAACCUAAAAAAUAUGGGAUGUUUUUGAUACAACGUAACUCUGAGAGUAUGAGGUAUUCCCUGGGCAUAGAGGAUAGCUAGUUGUUUUGACAAAGCCAGUCCUGUCUUACUUUUACCAGCAGUACCUUUCACUGACUUUCCUCUCUGAGUCUGGGAACGUGAGUUGAAUUCCUUUUGAAGGGUGAGAAGGAAGUGGCCAAAAUCUAACUGGCAUGUUCUCUUCCUGGAGGCACAUGUGAGAAGAAUUAUAAUAAAUGCCUAAGUCUUAUAAAGGCUUUUGCUGGAACAUUGAAUUCCCUAGAUUUUUGUUUUUGACCCAUUAAAAAACUUAGUAUCUAAAACAAGUGGUCAAACAAAUGAGAAUUCAGCCUAAAAGUAAUUUACAAGUUGACACUUCCCUUGUAUUAUCUCCCAUAAGAAAUUAGGAUUUGCCAAAUACCUUUCUAUUUCAAGGGUAUUUAAAAUAUAAACAUUCAAAACUGAAGAGUGGCUUCAGGUCUUUUUCAGGUGGGUGCGGGAAGAGAACGGUUAAUAGAGAAGACUUGAUUCCUCAGGAGUACAGCAAGUGUUAUCCGCCGCCCCCCCCCCCCCCCCCUCCCUUAGCUCUUUCGUGAUCUCAGCAACAUGCAGGGCUCCUCAUUUGGUCUCUGCCUGAUCAAGGAGUCCUCUUUUUUUUGGCUUCUAUGAACCUCAUCUUCUGGAGAAAGGCAGAAGUGGCCCUAUUCUUACACUUGGCUGCAUUAGGGUUAAUGUAAUGGAUCUUGCAUCUUCAGUCUAGCUAUUUGUGGCAUUUGAAAGGAAAUAAAAGAUGCAUGUUAAACUACCCAAUUAUCCGUUCUGAACUGGGCAGGUAAAACAACAGAUACGUAUGUAAGAAACUUAGAAGUUUGUACAGAAAAAUACCAAGAAAAUGGCAGAAGACACUUGGGAUCUAUGCCUAGUUAGGUGUUGAAAAUAAAAAGCUAAAAUGUGCAGUUUAACUUGGCCAUAAGGUAGGACUGCCAGCAGAUGCGGGUGGAGUCAGACACGUUUACAUGCAGGGUUCCCUCCCCAGACAGACCAGGCACCACCACCAGUGUUUACAGUGCAAACAGCCUCAGCACUUUCCUAAGUCCCCCAAGACUCAAAUUCUUUAAUAUAAAACCAGGUCAGUAUUUCUUAUUGUGCUUCAAGUCUUUAGAAAGAAUGAGAUUAGAGGCACUUUAUGCUGCUAUAGAUAGGGUUGUGUCUGCAUUAGAAAAAAUUACAAUUUAAAAUGGGGAGGACUUCUUGAGAUUUUCAGUUUUCAGACAUAAAAUAUGCAAAAUGAGAUUUUUCAAAUUUGUGAUACAUUUACCUAACUUUUUUUGUAGCUCUACAAAGUAGCCAAUAACUAGGCUAUUGACUCAAAACAUCGUAUACUUUAGAGCUCCAUCUCUCACUUCCUUACUGACAGAAUUCGGCAUGAAGAAUCUUAAUUAGUGCCCAAAGCCUGAGUUGCCAUUUCCUCCAAUCUGAGAAACUGUCAUCAUCUCCACUUUGAGGCUUGCAGGGAUGUUCAUAGAGAACCUAAAGUGAGCUGUUCAAGUCAUUUCUCAUUCACUUCCAGCUUAUGGGACACCUUGAGAUGCACUGCUCAGCAUGCUUUAGCGUACAUUACAAAUAUUUCAAGUCUGAUUAAAAUGUUUCUCUGCAUUCAUGAAACUUGGUUUUAGCACAUAUAGUCACUUGUUCUCCACUUGUGAUUAGUUAUAAACCUCUAGGCCAAGUCCUACAUUAGAAUGGCCUUUUUUUCUUGAUGUUUGCAAUAAUUGCUUCCUUGCAACAAAGACAUGUUUGAAAUACAGUUUAGGCUGUUGGUGAAAGGGACAGACAUUGUUUUACUGUCACUAACUUGGCCCUGAAUUGUUGCCCACAAGGUGGGUAGACCUUAUGCUUUAGGGGUUUGAGUGCAGGCCUUGUACAAACUAAAAGCUACUUAUGAUGCGUCUUCAACAAGCUGCCCAGUUUUCUCCAUCAGCAAACUUACCAGUCUGUAGCUGCUGCUUUCCAAUGGGUUUUUUUUUUUUUUUUUUUGGUUAAAUGUAUAGCAAUGAAUGUAGAUUUAAUUCUUUUAGUUAAACUCUCGCAAGAAUUGUAGAGAACAAACCUUCUCUUAAGGAAAGGAACCUCCUACAGGAAAAAGCACUUGCUCCUCAGAGUCCCCAAAUCCCUUUUGUGGCUUUGCAUUGUAUUUUCUAUUUAUCAUUAAAUAUGAGUAACAUUGGUCAUCUUGAAUUCAUAGUUGGAAAACAAGAACAGCCAGCAAUAGUCUUAAGUUGAGCUGCCCUUUCUCUGCAAUUAAUUGUGGUUCACUGGUUUAAAAGAGAUAACUGGGAGUUCUGGGUGGAUCAGAACCAUCAGGCGAGAAAGUGUAUUAAUAGUGUGAAUUAGAUAUAUUGACUACCUGCUCUGCUUACUGAUGUUAAGAAACCAAACUAAUCUGUAAUUAUAAAGCACAUACUUUAUGUGCUGGGCUCUGCCUCCUGGCCAGUAGACAAUUAAUUAAGAAGGCCUAGGGAAUACCAUCAGAGAAGUGCUAAUUGUAUUGGGGUAUUACAAAAGCAGACCUAGGCAAGCUGUUCAUUUAAGUCAUACCUUUUGGUCAGAAAAAAUUUAUUUAAAGGUUGUGAUCAUGUAAAAUGACUCAAACCUUCUAGCAAAAAUAUUUUUUUGAAAAAUAAAUGAAAUGCCUUUAUAAA